Felis catus (domestic cat) is the source of this 3733-nucleotide messenger RNA. RefSeq names its product potassium voltage-gated channel subfamily E regulatory subunit 1 (gene KCNE1). Gene Ontology annotation, molecular function: voltage-gated potassium channel activity involved in ventricular cardiac muscle cell action potential repolarization; transmembrane transporter binding; delayed rectifier potassium channel activity. NCBI's taxonomy places the organism in Eukaryota, Metazoa, Chordata, Mammalia, Carnivora, Felidae. Gene Ontology annotation, biological process: negative regulation of delayed rectifier potassium channel activity; regulation of heart rate by cardiac conduction; regulation of ventricular cardiac muscle cell membrane repolarization. Gene Ontology annotation, cellular component: membrane. The transcript is spliced from 2 exons. The record is from RefSeq and is a predicted model, not a curated record. The coding region runs from base 156 to 545 and encodes 129 amino acids.
GGUGCACUUGCCCCGGAGGGCGCCGCCUCGGGCUCGGCUGUCGGUGUCCUGCGCGCGGCCGGCGGACCCGCUGCGCACCCGGCCGCCUGGACGCGCCAGACCCGAAAGUUUUCUCGGGAAGUCGGAGCUCCCGCAGUGGAAACUCGAAGCCCAGCAUGAUUCUGCCCAACACCACGGCCACGACGCCCUUUCUGAACGCGCUGUGGCAGGGGACGGCUCACCAGGGCGGCAACACGUCAGGCCUGGCCCGCAGGUCGCCUGGCAGUGACGACAGCCAGCUGGAGGCACUCUAUAUCCUCAUGGUGCUCGGCUUCUUCGGCUUCUUCACCCUGGGCAUCAUGCUGAGUUACAUCCGCUCCAAGAAGCUGGAGCACUCCCACGACCCGUUCAACGUGUACAUCGAGUCCGACACCUGGCAGGAGAAGGACAAGGCGUACCUCCAGGCCCGGGUUCUGGAGAGCUACAAGGCAUGUUACGUCAUUGAAAACCAGCUGGCCGUAGAGCGGCCCAACGCACACCUUCCCGAGAUAAAACCUCUGUCAUGACCCCGCAGUUGGCUAAAACUGGACAGAUCCCACUUGACAAUCUGAUCUUUCUAAUCAUGUACCUUUUAUAUUCUUUAUCGGAAGGAUGUAAUUGGGUUUUUUUGUUUUUUUUUUUUUUUUUGCUGUUGUAAAGGGUGGAUUCGUAACACCAUUUCUCUAAAAUCACAUUCCUUCUGUAGGGGACCUCCAGCUAUUCCCCAGUGCCUGACCCUGCCUUGUUAGUUUUAGCAGAAUCCCUAAGAUCAUGGCCUCUGAGAUACUUCCCAGACUCCCUUGCAGCGAGCAAGGUCACGGGAUGAAGUUCUGGCCAGUAGAAGUGGGAGCGGUUCCAGAAAAGGAAGGGGUGUGUCGUCCACUCCCCUCCCCUUCUUCCCAGUGGCUGGGACGUGGAAGAGGUAGUGAACCAGCUUUGACUCUGUCCAGAAGGACACCAUUGGGCACCUGGGUGGCUCAGUCGGUUAAGCAUCCAGCUUCAGCUCAGCUCUCGAUCUCGCUGUUCGCUGGUUCAAGCCCCGCGUCGGGCUCUGUGCCGACAGCUCAGAGCCUGGAACCUGCUUCGGAUACUGUGUCUCCCUCCCUCUCUGCUCCUCCCCUGCUCACUCUGUCUCUCUCUCUCUAAAAUAAGCAUUAAAAAAAAAAUUUUUUUUUAAAGAAAAGGACAGGAUCCUCGCAGGUGACAGAGCAGUAAGAGUCUGGGUCGCUGGGCAACGUCAUGGGGCAGUGUCUCUUUUCCUGGUCACCCAUCGCCAGCUCAGUCAUUAUAGGAAAGAGAAACUAACCCUGGCCUUCCUUGGGCCACUGCUAUUUUGGUUCCUGUUAAAGUAACAGAGUCAAUAUCCUAACUAAUAUCCUAUUUUAUGGGGCUGAGACCAAAGGCAUAAUAUUCCCGUAUUUGUCACAAGCUGGCCAUCUGCCCUUGUUAGGACAAAACCACUCUGCCCUUAUCCUCUGCCUUCACCAGGGAGGCUCUGGCCUCCUCCUCCUUCCUCCUCCUGCACCUCCCUUACCCCCACCCUUCACACAUACCCCCCCCAAACACACACACACACACACACACUCACACCCACGGAGGCACACACGUACACACAGAGAAGCUCUCCCCCUCCCCCAACGCGGACACUUCCUACUCUCCUAUCCCCAUCUCAGAGGAGCUCACGUCCUCCAGGACCGAGAUGCCGGAGAAAAAAUUUCCACUUCCGAAUGUGUACCAAGGGGAAGGUGCUCAGUUAUCACGGCCGGAGGGAGAGACGCAUCCGCCAACCCCAGAACCCAGGAGAAGGCGUGGGCUUGGGCAAGUGGCAGCGCCUGGGGUCAAGGCGGCGGGGCCUUUUGAGGUUGAAUUGUGUCCCCCCCUCAAAAGAUGUGUUCAAAUCCUACCCCUGGUACCUGUGAAUGUGACCUGACUUGGAAAUAGGGUCUUUGCAGAUGCCACCAGGUUAAGAUGAGGUCCCUGGGGUGGGCCGACCUCCGAUAUGACUGAUGUUCUCAGAAGAUGUGGGCAAUUAGGUUACGGCCACAUGGGGAGAAGCCUCGUCAAGACAGGCAGAGACUGUCAGCGGGGAGCCAAGGAGCGCCGGGGAUUGACGGCCAACACCAGACUGGGAGAGGCCAGGAGGGGCUCUCCCCUACUGGUUUCAUGGAAGCUUGGCCCCACAUGCACCAUGAUUUCAGACUUCUGGCCUCCAGACCUGUGGGACCAGGAGUUUGUUAGGUUUCAUUUGGGCUCUGUCAGGGCAGCCACGGGAACUCGGGCAGUGCCUUUUCCCCCACCCCCAGACAGCAGCUUUCUUCUCCUCGCCUCCUGACAGGACAGAAGAUUCUCUGGGAAUCUUCCCUCACAGAUGAGAGAGUGGGAAAGGGAUUGCGGUGGAGGUGGAUGGUGCCGGGGCCAUUCAUUGCUCAGGGCAGUAGAAGAAAGCCCCCUUGGCGUUACCUGACCUUCGAGAAUCCCAGAGAACGACUGCCUUGGUUUCAGCCUGUGUCUCCAGUGGUCGCCAUAGCACGCUGCGACACGCUGAAUGCUUGCCCACUCCUGGAAAAGGGUGGACUGUUGAAAUAAAACAUCAUCGGUGGAAACCUGCACACAGUGUACAUUAGAAGCAACACAUCAGCAUUGUUGGCCGUCCUCAGUGGACAAAUGGGGCCUCGUCCACUGCCGCCCUUGCUUGGUGGGAUAGACCGUGAUGCUUCCACGUGAGCUUGGAGGCAGGGGUUGGGACAUGUCUGACCAGAACCCUGGCGUGGACUCCUAGAGUCUCCGCGAUGUGAGUGGCUCUUUGGGACAGAAUCCUUUGAAAGCCUAAUGAAAGCUAUGACUCCCUGUCACCCCGUUCCCGAAAAAUGUACAUGGACGCGUUUUGCCCAACAUCGCGGGGGCUCAUGGGCUUCUGGAGGCCUUCUCACAACUGGGGGCAUCUGAUGAACCCUGCGUGGGUUACCAGCUUCUGACAGACACAGAUUGCCCGCAGGGAAGGCAGGCAGGCUGGGGGUGCACCUUUGGAGGGGGACCCAGAGGGCACUCUGACCCGCGAUGUGAUCAGAGCCGGCGUAGCAACUGGACCCCCAGGCACACAGCUGGUGCUUAGCAUCAGUCCACUGACCCCCCCACUGGGAUUCCUGUGACUUUUAAGGCAGGGGGAGACCCCAUGAUCCUUAGUGUUCCCGGGCCUCGAGGGACCCGGUGUUCAGCACCCUCCUCCACGCCCCUCAAACCUUUUAUAAGCCACACAUUUUCAAAGGCUUAUUAUCAUAUUUCCCCCCUUUUUUGUUACAUUUAAAUUUGAGCUAACAUACGGUGCAAGAUUGGUUUCAGGAGUAGGAUUCAGUGGCUCAUCACUUCCAUACAACACCCAGUGCUCAUCACAAGUGUCCUUCUUAGUCCCCAUCCUCCAGCCGGCCCAUCCCCCACCCACUUCCCUCCAGCAACCCAUAGUUUGUUCUCCAUCGUUAAGAGUCUCUUAUGGUUUGUUUCCCUCUCUUCUCCGCCCCCCACUCCUUCCCCAUGUUUGUUAACAUGCAUAGAGCACUUGCCAUGUCGGUUACUGUUCUGAGCUCUUUAGAAAUGGAAUCCCAGGGGCACCCGGGUGGCUCAGGCAGCUAAGCGUCCAGCUUUGGCUCCGGUCAUAAUCCUGCGGUCUAUGAGUUCAAGCCCCACGUUGGACUCUGUGCUGACAGCUCAGAGCCUGGAG